Diabrotica virgifera virgifera (western corn rootworm) is the source of this 8746-nucleotide messenger RNA. RefSeq names its product putative E3 ubiquitin-protein ligase UBR7. Gene Ontology annotation, cellular component: cytoplasm. The record is from RefSeq and is a predicted model, not a curated record. The transcript has 4 exons. Gene Ontology annotation, molecular function: ubiquitin protein ligase activity; zinc ion binding. Lineage: Eukaryota; Metazoa; Arthropoda; Insecta; Coleoptera; Chrysomelidae. The coding region runs from base 107 to 1270 and encodes 387 amino acids.
UUGACAUUCUAAAUUGUUUUGUGUCUACAGAUUGUAGUAUUUUACCGGUUUUUUUACAAAUUUAAUAUAUUAAUACAUAUAUUUCGUUAAAAUUAUAUUAAUCAAUAUGUCGGAGGAGAACGAAACAACUACAGCAACUAACGAAGAAAUGGAUACUGAGAACGAUUCUGUAACAGUAACAUUAAAUGAUGUGUUGGAAUUUGAAAAUGAGCUGAUCGAAAACACAGCUGCUGUUCUUGGGGCAGCAAAUGAUAAAACAUGCUCCUAUGUUGAGGGUUACAUCAAGAGACAAGCUUUAUAUUCGUGUCUCACAUGCAUCCCUGAAGCUAAAGAAGAUCCAGAUAGAGGAGCUGGAGUAUGCUUGGCUUGCAGUUAUCACUGUCAUGAUGGGCAUGAACUAGUUGAACUUUAUACUAAGAGAAAUUUCCGAUGUGAUUGUGGUAAUAGUAAAUUUAAUAAUGUUGUAUGUAACUUAUUUACUGAUAAGAGCCUGGUAAAUGAUUUGAAUGCUUACAACCAAAAUUUCUCUGGGUUGUAUUGUGUUUGUCACCGCCCUUUCCCUGAUAUGGAGGAUCCAGUACCUGAUGAGAUGAUACAAUGCAUUAUUUGUGAAGAUUGGUAUCAUACCAGACAUUUAGGUACUGAAGUACCAUCGAAUAAUUUUGCAGAAAUGAUUUGUGAAUCUUGUGUAACUAAACAUGAUUUCUUACUCAAUUAUGACAGCUACAGCAUGGUUAAGCCUGCUCGUAUUACUGAAGAAACUAAUGUAGAUGUAACAUCUGAUACUAAACAACCUAUUGAUGAAAUAAAGACAGGUGAAGAACAAACAAAAAAUGAAAAUUCUGAUUAUUGCAAAAAACCAAAACAGAAGUCACUGAAAGUUUGUGCCAAAUUUUGGCCAAAUGUAAACUGGCGUAAAGAACUUUGUACAUGCGAUGACUGUUUAAAAAUGUACGAAAAUGAGGAUGUCGCUUUUCUACUAGAUUCCGAAGAUCCGGUACAUUUAUACGAAGAAAAAGGUAAAGCUAAAGCUCAAGAAGUAGCUGAUGAUCACCUUCAACAACAAAUGAAUUCAAUUCCCAGAACUCAACUUAUAGACUGCAUAGCUGGAUACAAUGACUUAAAAGAGAGACUGGGAGAAUACCUUAAAAAAUUUGCGGAAAACAAGAAAAUAGUUAGAGAAGAAGAUAUUCGAGAAUUUUUUGAUGAGAUGAACGCUCGUAAAAAACAACGAGUCAAUCAAGUUGAAGUUUCCCAUUUUUGCCGUUAAUUAUUUUUACUUAAUAUGUAUUAUACAAAAGUUCUAUUGUAUGAAUUAAUAGUUCAUUCUUUAACGGUAAAAUAUUGCAAAACCUCUAAAUUUUAAAGAACCGCUUGGAUUGACAUGAAAUUUGGCAUACACACAGCUAACAAGUCAAAGAAAAAAAGUGAUAUUGUGCCGAUAUGUGCUUUUGCCCUGGGGGUGGUUUUCACCCCCUCUUGGGGGUUAAAAAAUAUUCGUCCAAAGAAAGUCAGGAAAUGGGUAAACUGGCUAAUUUUAAGUAACUUUUGUUCUAUAGAGUUUUUUCACUAAGUCGAUACUUUUCGAGUUAUUUGGCAGUGAAUAUGUUCAUUUUUUCAACAAAAUAACCACGCUUUUAGACGGUUUUUCGCAAAUGACUCAAAUAGUAAGUAUUUUGUCGAAAAAGCAUUCUUAGCAAAAAUAUAGCCUAUAAAAUUUUUUAAAAAAUGGUGUAUAUAUCACGUCUUUUUAUUUAGUAGAAGCAGAGUUAUAGCUAAUGAAAAAUAGGUUCAAAUUCGUCAAAUUCCAAAUGGAAUACUUUAACGUGAAAUAACCAAAAAUGAACCACAUUUCGGGGAAAACUCAUUACAACUUAUUUAAAGUGUUUAAAAAAAGCUUCAUUUUUGUUUUAAAAAAAAAUAUUCUAGCAUCAAAAUUAAACAAGUUACGCUCAAAAUAAAGUUAGUCCCUUUUGGUUUUGGUAAAAAAAUCGAGAAAAUCACCCCCUAAUUAGUAUCUUAAAUGAACUUAAUCGUAACGACUUCACAAGUUUCUGACUCGUGUAUAUAUUGUUUAUAUGAUCUGUAAGUUUCAUCGGUUCAAAGUCCUUAUUAUUGAAAGGGCUGUAGUUAAAAGGGGUUGAACGAGUCACUGAUCACGAAUGUAUGUAAAUUUAGAAACAACAAAUCUUGAUCAAUUUUUGUCUAACAGAAAAACAAAAAAAUACAUGAUAUUGAGAAAAGCAAAACUGUCUUUUUUUGUUUCGAGAUUUUUGGUAUCUCUAACAAUUUUUAAGUUAUUUUGAAAAAAAAGCAUAUUUUUCAAAAUUUAAAUUUUUAAAAAUUUUACUUUGAAACCAAAUUUUUUCAAAAAUAAGCACUUUGAAUCGAUGAAACUUACAGAUCAUAUAAACACAAUAUAAGUAAAAUAAUUUGUGGAGCGGCAACGAUUAAUUUCAUUUAAGUUGCUAAUUAGGGGGUGGUCUUCCCGAUUUUUUUUUGCAAAAACAAAAGGGACCAUCUUUAUUUUCAGCGUAACUUGCUUAAAUUUAAUGCUAGAAACUUUUUGUAAAAACAAAAAUAAAGCUUUUUUUAAACACUUUAAAAAAGUUAUAAUGGGUUUUCCCCAAAAAGUGCUUAAUUUUUUGGAUAUUUCACGUCGAAAUAUUCUAUUUGAAAUUUGGUGAAUAUGAAUCUAUUUUUCAUUGGCUAUAACUCUGGUUCUACGAGAUCCAGAGACCUAAAGCGUACACCAUUUUUUUUUUACUUUUUUAUAGGCUAUAUUUUUACUAAGAACGUUUUUUUCGACAAAAUACUUACUUUUUGAGUUAUUUGCGAAAAACCGGCUAAAAAUGUGGUUAUUUUGUUGAAAAAUGAACAUAUUCACUCGCAAAUAACUAGAAAAGUGUUGACUUGGCGAAAAAGCUCUAUAGAACAAAAGUUACUUAAAAUUAGUCAGUUUACCCAUUUCCGGACUUGUUUUGGACAUAUAUUUUUUCACCCCCAAGAGGGAGUGAAAGUCACCCCCAGGGCAAAAGCACACAUCGGCACAAUAUCACUUUUUUUCUUUGACAUGUAAGCUAUGCGUAUGCCAAAUUUCAUGACAAUCCAAGCGGUGAAGCAAAAACCGUGAAAGAAUGGACUAUAAAUGUAGCAGUAGCUUAUACAGGGUGUCCAGAAACUCUACCGACAAACGAAGACAGGAGAUAUUUCAGAUAAUUUAACCCAAUUCACUUAGUCCGAAAAUGCUUCCUAAGGGAGCUAGAGCUCUUUGAAGAUGGCGUCUUAUAAUUAGUUUUUCUUAAAUACCUCCAGAAAGCUUCUAUUUAAAAAAACAAAAAUUGGUACGCGUAUUUAUCUACAAGAUAUAAAUCUAAUCCAUCCAUUGCAAAUUUCUAGUACCGAUCAUAGGCGUCCGUUUUGGGUAGGGCAACGGUUAUUUUAUCGCAUAACUUUUUUAUCUUUAACUUUUAUGCAUUUCUGACACUGGAUUAUGAAAUUGUGAAGUAUUCUAGUACUAAAAGGUACUCUUGUUUUAAAUCGGUAGGACACGCCGUUUUCUAGAAAAAUCGAUUUGAAAAUUUUUCGCUUUUUAAAUAAAAAAUUCAAACAAAAAACUGUUUAGAAAGACGAAAACUGGUACAUUUAUUUAUAUUCCAGAGAUAAAUAGUACUGGUCAUAGGCGUCGGUUUUUGGUAGGUCAACAGUUAUUUUAUAGCAUAACUUUUUUGUCUUGAAUUUUUGAGCAUUUUUGACACUAUAUUAUUAAAUUAUGAGGUAUUCGAGUACUAAACAUUACUCUUACUUUAUGUUGGUAAAAUACUUCGUUUUUUGUUGCAAAGUUCUUUCAAUUUUUUUUCAAAUUCCAAAAACGAAAAACUUUCAAAUCGAUUUUUCUAGAAAACGGUGUGUCCUACCGACUUAAAGCAAGAGUACCUUUUAGUACUAGAAUACCUCACAAUUUAAAAAUGCAUAAAAGUUAAGGACAAAAAAGUUAUGCUAUAAAAUACCCGUUGCUCUACCCAAAACGAACGCCUAUGACCGGUACUAGAAAUUUACAAUGGAUGGAAUCGAUUCAUCUCUGAAAAGUAAAUAUGCAUACCAAUUUUCGUUUUUCUAAAUAGAAGCGUUCUGGAGGUAUUUAAGAAAAACUAAUUUCAUGACGCCAUCUUCAAAGAGCUCUAGCUCCCUUAAGAAGCAUUUUCGGACUAGGUGAAUUGGGUUAAAUUGUCUUAAAAUUAUCUGAGGAAUCUCCUGUCUUCGUUUGUCGGUAGUUUCUGGACACCCUGUACAGUCAUCAUCAUCGUCAGUAGCUCGACAACCCUUUUUGGGUCCUGGUUGUUCUAGGAUUUUCCGCCAUUCUGUUCUGUUCCUUGCUUUGUUUUUCCAGUUGGUAAUCUCAAGUGAUUUGAGAUCUUGUUCCGUGUAUCUAAGUUUGGGUCUUUCCUUUGACCUUCUCCCUACUGGUGUCUGCCUCAUUAUAUGUUUUGGUAUUUCAAUCUCCAGAUAGUUUUGUAAUAUAGGAUAGGUUUCUUUGGCCUGUCAUUUGCUGGCCUUCAUGUAUUUGGUUAUUAUUUCAUUAUUAUUUAGGCCACUGUUUUGUGCCGCUCUUUCUAUCACAUUAAAUGCUUCUAUCAUCUCUUUCGCUUCAUCUUGGCAAAUGCCAAUAUUUGUACACAUUUUGUUAUUAUUGUUCCUCUGGUGUUGACUUUUGACUCUCUAAUUAUUUUCUCUAAUGUGAUGUUGAAUAGAAUAUAUGAUAGGGUAACUACCUGUCGUAGGCCCGUUCUAACAUAGGUUGUAUAGAUUGUAUAAAAAAUAUAUUCACUGUUACCUAUAAUAAUUACACUGCCCUGCAAAAAAAUGUUCUUAAAUGUUUCCUUCACGUCGUGAAGUUGUCUAUACUAAUUACACUGCCCCGCAAAAAAAAUGUUUUUAAAUGUUUCCUUCACGUCAUGAGCCAAAAUAAUUUUUAGUUGAUAAAAACCAAUCAUCAUCAUCACCAUCAUCAAUCAGUCCUAGUGAUGUAAGAAGAGAAUAUUUUCAAGAGAAUAUUCUCUUGAGAGUGGCUGCAUUCUUAAUCGUGCUAAGACGAUACAUAAAAAAGAAAAAUGGAAAAUGUGGAUACGGCUUUUCUUAGUAAAUGCGAAACAAUGAGUAAUCUGGUUAACUGUAAAGAGACCGAAAGCAGUAGACCGAACUCAUUAGACUGAAAAGCACUUUACUGAAACCUCACUAGACAGUAGGAAACCGAAAAGCAGGAGACCGAAAAGCAUUAAGUACAUAAUACAGGGUGCUCAAACAGGAUUGUAAUCUGAGCAAGGGUAACACCAACCUCCCUUCACCCUUUAUCCAUAACGGUUGUUGUCAUAAUCAUUAAAUUCAAAUUAGAAGCAAAUCAAAUUUACCCUUAAUAUCUUUUUACCUUCACUAAUUUGUUUAACGGAUGAAAAUUAUUUCGUAUCAGACUGUACAGUACAGUAUUGUACUGUACACAGCCUACACAGGGUGUUUGGUAAAGAAUGGGCCAUAGCUUAACCUUAGAUUCCUGAUCUUAAAAUAGGCCGAUUUAAGUUAACUUACCUUAGUACGAAAGUUGAUAAUAAACGAAAUAAAGGGUGUCAAAGUUAAACUUUUAUUUUAUUUAUUCUUGAAUAUUUCCUGACAAUCAUGGGAUAACAACACGAAACUUGGUAAGUGGUGAUGGUACUGUACACCUUACUAAAUUAUGUUAAACAAACGUUUCUGGCUACUACCAGAGGCGUACAACGGGGGAACGUGAAUGGUUGACCCUUCCCAAAUUCUACGCCACUGGUGAAAUAGCUAUUUUAGCAUAAUUUUUAGAUUCUUCAAUACUUUCUAUGUAAAUAACAUACUCUUCAUUCGUAACGAUAAAGCCAUUAGUUUUCGAGAUAUUUGAAGCUAAAAACGAAACAGCAUAAUACAUUAAUCAAAAUAAGUGUGCCUUUUAAUUUUUAACUUCAAAUAUCUCGAAAACUAAUGACUUUAUCGUUACGAAUGAAGAGUAUAUUAUUUGCAUAGAAAGUAUUAUAGAAUCUAAAAAAUAUGCUAAAAUAACAGUUUCAUCAGUGGCGUAGAAUUUGGAAAGGGUCAACCAUUCACUUUCCCCUAUCGUACGCCUCUGGUAUUAACCAGAAACGAUUAUUUAACAUAAUUUAGUAUGGUGUACAGUACCUAAACUCUCUGCCAAGUAUCAUAAAGAUAUGUCAAAUAGUUUUAUAGUACCGGGCACACAUAGUUCUUACUUACUUAGAUAAAAAAUAAAUUAUUAAAAAAAAAAGAAUACUUUAAAAUAAUUUGACAUAUCCGUGUCAUAAUUGGCAGAAAGUGUAGACACUAUACACCUUACUAAAUUAUGUUAAAUAAUCGUUUCUGGUUAAUACCAGAGGCGUACGACAGGGGAAAGUGAAUGGUUGACCCUUCCCAAAUUCUACGCCACUGGUGAAACUUCUAUUUUAGCAUAAUUUUUAGAUUCUCCAAUACUUUGUAUGCAAAUAAUAUACUUUUCAGUCGUAACGAUAAAGUCAUUAGUUUUCGAGAUAUUUGAAGUUAAAAAUGAAAAGGCACACUUAUUUUGAUUAAGGUAUUACGCUCCUUCAUUUUUAGCUUCAAAUUUCUCGAAAACUAAUGGCUUUAUGGUUACGUAUGAAGAGUAUGUUAUUUACAUAGAAAGUAUUGGAGAAUCAAAAAAUUGCACUACAAUAGAAAUUCCGCCAGUGGCGUAGAAUUUGGGAAGGGUCAACCAUUCACGUUCCCCCGUCGUACGCCUCUGGUCGUAGCCAGAAACGUUUGUUUAACAUAAUUUAAUAGGGUGUACAGUACCAGCACCACUUACCAAAUUUCGUGUUGUUGUCCCUUGCCUGUCAGGAAAUAUUCAAUAAUAAAUAAAAUAAAAGUUUAACUUUGACACCCUGUAUUUCCGUUAUUAUCAACUUUUGUACUAAGGUAAGUUAGCUUAAAUCGACCUAUUUAAACCUUAGGAAUCGAAGGUUAAGCUAUGGCCCAUUCUUUACCAAACACCCUGUAUAUAAAAUAAUACAAAAAAAAACAAUAAACAAAAAGACAUACAUAAUCAAAAUCUUAGCAUAAUUUACUGCAAUCUUUUUUAAUUUAUGUACGUACCAUUUCAGUCUAAUGCUGUUUGGUCUAGUGAGGUUUCGGUAAAGUGCUUUUCGGUCCAAUGAGUUCGGUCUACUGCUUUCGGUCUAAUUGUCGUGUACCGAGUAAUCUAACUAUGGAAAUAAUGCUAGACAAUUAUUUGUUUAAGAAUUUUACAAGAAUGUCAAAAAGUGAUUUCAAACUAUUAAUAAAUAUGAUAGGGCCAAGAAUAAAGAAGAAAGAUCAAACAUGAGAAACGCAAUACCAAUCUUAUCAAGAUUAGCAGUUGUUAUUUAUAUAUACUAAAAGUUUUAGCUUAAUGUAUUUAUUCAGGGUGCCCUACUCUUCCAUUUGUCUCAUAGUUCCAGAAGUAUGCCAAGUUCCACAACUCUGGAUGUAAGUGUACUGCAUUAAUAAACCUCAUUGUGAUUUCAUUUCACCGCAUAUUCAUCUUUUCUUUGUAUGUUUUGAAAAAACCAAAUUAAAUUUCAACAGAGUACAUGAAAUAAAGAGGAAAUACAGAGCAAUAUUGUUCAAAUACCAGUAAGAUUUCGGCCACAUGGCUCAGCCAAACGGCGAUAUUUUCAUUAGAUGGCUGUAAUGUUGCCAGAAACCUACCAAAUACAUAUUUUCUGCAACAUAUUGCUUCAAAAACUAGUCCUUUAGACGUAGACCAAUCCAUGACUGAGCUGGCGACUCGUGAAAAAUAAAAUCCCACAACUUCUCAUCAGUGUAUUGAAAUGCAGAAUGUAGAUGACCAGGAUGAGGUAAUGAUAGAAAUAGAUUCUGAACCUGAGGCCUCAUAUUUUUCUGAUUAAAUCACCACAUCCAUUACUUGCAUUAUUUGUUGUUAAGAAGAAACUUUCACUUUUUUAUCAAAUAAAUUUUGUGUUCUCUGUUGUUUUUGUAUAUAAUUUCAUGAUUUUUAAUACCCUAUUUCAUCUUCAACAAUAUCCCUAAGUGCGUCAUAGAGUUCAUUCUUACAAAAUUCCCCAUAUCGAGAAUAUUCUCUGAUUUUUCAUUCUCGAGAAUUUUCCAACACUAAUCAGUAAUGCUUUGUUUAUUGUUGAACAUAUUUGUUGUUAUUUGUUGAACAGGCCUCCUCCAUAUAUUUCAUUCGUUCUUAUUAUAUUCUGCGCCUCUUCUAUCCUCGCAUCCGGCUGUAAGCUACUGCACGCAUCUCUAUUUAGACUACAACUUUUAUAUAUUACAUUUAAGUUUGUUACGUAUUUGAUAAUAAUAAACAAUGAAAUACUUUUGCUUAUUAAUUUAUACUUUUGAAGGUUUCCUCGGUAUAUAGUGUACUCUGUAUUUUAGAUUUUUUUAAAUGAUAUAGAUCAUUUAAAUGAUUUAGAUCACAGCAAAGUAUUUCAGUGUUGAGUAUGACUUAAUUUGUUAUCAGUAUACAAUAGUCAAAAUACAGUACACGAUAUAUGUAUUUUAUAGAAUUCGGCAUUGUAACGAGAUAAUUAUUACUAAGCUAUUUAUUAUUUUGAUCUUAUCUGUAUAUCUGAAAUUUAUUGUAUUUUUCUUGAUUUAAACUUAUUUAAUACAGUAGAAGUUAUCUGCUCUAUAAUAUCUAAAAUUAUUUGUGUAAUAACCAUUUCAAAUAUAUUUUUUCAAUGUC